GACUUGUUAUGACGUAUGACGUUAUGACGUUCUUUUCUGUUUCUGUUGAAUGUCCAUUUUACAAUUCGCCAAUUCGCAUUCAUUGCACACGCGAUUUUGAACCGACACGGUUGUUUGCAAGCAAAACAUUAUUUACUUAUUAAACAUGCCUUCGUGCCAUUGCCAAGUGUAAAUUUACUAUUAUUUGAGUGUAAAGUAACGUUGUGAUCAAAUAUCCAAAAUGAGUGCCAAAAAAGAAACAAAAGUUUUUGAAGACAAAAACACAGAUUCAGGCUAUCUGUCAGGAGUAAUAAGUAGUGAACAGCUGUCAGGAGAAAUACAUGUCGGAGCCGUUUGUGAUAGUGAAAAUGUGUGUCAGUUUUCGGAGGAACAAAUAGACAGUGGUUUAGACUUAUCUGAAUGCCUUUCUAAUGUUAAGAUUAGUGAUACGGACACGCAGGUGCCGAGAAUUACAGUGAAACCUGCAAGCCUGGACUACCCACCUUACCAAAUACUUUUCGAGCAGGACGACGAUGGAGACACGCAACUGCACAUCGCAUCGGUCCAUGGCUGUGAGAAAUCAGUUGGUACUCUCAUCAGAGUCUGUCCAGAGAAAUCUUGGCUUGAUGUGGCCAAUGAUUAUGGGCACACAGCAUUACAUUUAGCAGUUAUGAGUGGGAAUGCUGUGGUCACGAGAAUGUUAGUGAUUGCGGGGGCAUCGCUGGCACUCAGAGACUUCAACGGAGACACACCGCUGCAUCUCGCCGUGGCUGCAAACAACAAAGACUGUAUACAAGCUUUGCUAGCGCCCGUGCAAGACCAGCCACAUCAGAAGUUGUCCACGGUUCUCAAUCAGAAAAAUUAUAAUGGUCAGAUGUGCGUGCACCUGGCGGCCGCAGCUGGACACGUGGACACGCUCAACACGCUCGCAUACUACGGCGCAGACCUCAACGCUGCGGAGGGUCUGGCGGGAUGGACGGCGCUGCACAUCGCGGCGCGACGCGGGGACGCGCGGCUGUGCAGCGCUCUGCUGCAGCGCGGCGCAUCUCCCCGCGCACGCAGCAUGGCCGGCCGCACGCCGCGCGCCAUGGCCGCCCGCACCGCCGCGCGCCACGCCUUCGCCGCGCUACCCACCGACGACUCCGACACCGACACCGACUCGGAGGAUGACGGAGACGAAAUGUUUGACAGCGACACGGAGAGUCUAUUUGAGAAGCUGAAGGAAAGUGCGAACCUCAUCAACGUCGCGUAAGCCCCUCACCUGGCCCCCCUCCAACCCCGCGCGACACAACAGAUAUAUAUAAUUAAUAUAAAUACAUUGUUAAACUACCUAUCUACAUAACAUGUUGGUAUAAAAUAAUGACCGGUUGAUGAUAACGUUGGUUACUAUCAGAGUACCGCGUAGUGGUAGUGUCCUCAUGUAGAGACAGGCGACUCGCAGCGCUGUGACCUCCGCCGCAGAAAGGUUACGUGAUAGCGCGGGGUCACGAGAUAACAGCUGGCAAACAUACGGCGCAUUAACUUCGCUUAUAAAUCAAACUAUUUUCGUUGUUUAAUUUAUAUCUCUCUUAACAUACCAGUAUACAUAACUAUUGCAAAUACCAAUUCAGUCUAUUUGCGCGCGAAUGUCAGCCUGACGUGACAGUUGACAUCGCCCGCCGCCAUUCACGUCAACUGUCAGCUGUCAUAGAUUACAAGAAGCCGCGGGAAAAGGGGUCACGUCUUCCUCUAAACUAUGCCCUAUAUCAACAGAUAAAUAUAUUUAUAAUUAUAUUAUUAAACUUAUGUAUAUUAUAAUCAUUUAUGUAACAUUUUUUAUAACCCGUUUGUGAAAGUGACACAGAAGCUGCGCAAUGAGAGACUGUCGUAUUUAUCCCGGUGAAAUAUAAUUUUCAUCGUUGGUAUAAACUUUAUCAGACAAAUGGCGGUUUUGUCCUAACUUUCGAAGGAAAGUGGCGG
Papilio machaon (common yellow swallowtail) is the source of this 1938-nucleotide messenger RNA. RefSeq names its product NF-kappa-B inhibitor cactus (gene cact). Gene Ontology annotation, molecular function: protein binding. NCBI's taxonomy places the organism in Eukaryota, Metazoa, Arthropoda, Insecta, Lepidoptera, Papilionidae. The record is from RefSeq and is a predicted model, not a curated record. The transcript is spliced from 5 exons. Bases 221 to 1231 code for a protein of 336 amino acids.